Babesia bovis T2Bo is the source of this 527-nucleotide messenger RNA. RefSeq names its product C-terminal duplication domain of Friend of PRMT1 (FoP) family protein. The transcript has 3 exons. The coding region runs from base 21 to 482 and encodes 153 amino acids. The record is from RefSeq and is a predicted model, not a curated record. NCBI's taxonomy places the organism in Eukaryota, Apicomplexa, Aconoidasida, Piroplasmida, Babesiidae.
AUUAGCUCAUUUCAUUAAAAAUGCAACAUACAUACAAACAAAAUAGGCGAGAGCGUUCUCCUAUGCGCCGCCCACGGCAGUAUCGUCCGCAGGCUCGCUCUCAACCUGCUGCCUAUGAUGCUAGGGAAAAGGAUUACAACAUGAAUCAGACAUUUAGAGGAGCAUAUGAAAAUGCUAGAAGGCCGCAAAACAGUGCUGAACAGGAACGAUAUCGUCCAAGACGCGAGCCAUUAGCACAAAGAAAGAGAGCUAUCCAACGCCCUGGUCCUUCGACCAACAAUUCACAAGGACAAGUACGUAAAACACUUAAUAAACGCGCGCGAAUCGCACGUAAGAAUCCAGUGAAAAAGGCAGUAACGAAAGACGAUCUGGAUAUGCAAUUGGAUAAAUAUAUGGGAAAUGAAGCCUUCAAGGGACGAUUAGAUGAACAACUUGCUAACUACUUCGCAGAAGAUGGAAACGAAGGAGAGCAAAAAAGUUAAGCAAUGUGUACUUCGGAACCACUAAAAACUGGUUCGUACCGCAUG